Messenger RNA from Aspergillus chevalieri, 1470 nucleotides. RefSeq names its product putative MFS transporter. Gene Ontology annotation, molecular function: transmembrane transporter activity. Gene Ontology annotation, cellular component: membrane. Bases 1 to 1470 code for a protein of 489 amino acids. The transcript is spliced from 3 exons. The record is from RefSeq and is a predicted model, not a curated record. Gene Ontology annotation, biological process: transmembrane transport. Lineage: Eukaryota; Fungi; Ascomycota; Eurotiomycetes; Eurotiales; Aspergillaceae.
AUGAUUGAUACCGUUGGGUCUCAUGUCGAUACCGCCGCCGGAAAAGACCAUCCCUUCGAGGAGUCGGUGGGAAACAGGAACGCGACAAUUAUCAGCAACGACGCCUACAGUAGACUCCAACCAGAGGAAUUCACGAGUUUAGAGAAAAAGGUUCGGCUCAAAAUCGACAUUCGUCUCUGUACAAUCGCAGGUACCUUGUGCUGUCUGAAUCUGCUCGACUCAGGCAUCCUCUCUUCAGCCUCGGUCACCACCAUGUUCGACGACUUGGAUCUUCACGGCACACGAUACUCCGUCUCCAUCUUCAUCUUUACCAUCGUCAAUGUGAUCUUUAAGCUUCCCAGCACUGUGGCCGUGCGAUUUGUCGGGCCGCGUCUCUGGCUCGCGUCCACCACGUUCUGUUUUGGUGUGAUUACUCUUUGCACAGCCUUUAUUCACACAUGGGGUCAAAUGAUUGCUCUGCGCGUGCUGCUGGGAGUUGCCAUGUCGGGAAUCUAUCCCUCUAUGACCUAUCUCGUCAGCGUGUGGUACACCCGACGCGAGCAGCAGCUUCGCUUUGCUGCGAUGCAAUCCGGAGAAGUUCUCGGUUUGGCUACGGGCAACAUUGUCAAUUACGCACUCAAUCAUCUCCACAGGAAGGGUGGGCUGGAAGGUUGGCGCUGGAUGUUUCUCGUCCAAGGCCUUAUCGCCUGUGUGAUUGGUAUCGGCACGUAUUGGUGGAUGAUUGACUUUCCGGAACAGGCGCAUCACAGUUUUCGUUUUCUGACAGAGAGGGAAGCAUGUAUAGCAUCUCAGCGGGUUCAGCAUGAUCGUGGCGAUGUCGUCGCGGAACCGUUCUCAUGGAGCAAGGUCUGGGUGUGUUUUGCAGAUCCCAAGCUCUAUGGGUUUUCUGUCAUGUUCUUUCUGUUGAAUCUGGUGUCGACCUCAUUGAGCUAUUUCCUACCCAUUAUCUUGCAGUCUGGGAUGGAGUUUUCCAGCAAUGCAUCCAUUAUCCUUUCCACUCCGCCAUACUACUGGGCCGUCAUCCCCGUCCUCUUCACCUCCCUAAUCGGAGACGCUUACUGCAUCCGCGGUCCUCUCAUCAUCUUCAACUCCUUUUGUCUCGUUGCUGGCUUCCUAAUGUUGGGCCUCCCCUCUCAAGUCACAGUCCGCUACAUCGGCACCUUCCUCGCAACCGGAGCAUACGUCUCCAACUGGGCAGUGCUGAACGCAUUUAUGGCCAACAAUAUCGUUGGUCAAUGGAAGCGAGCAACCGUUGCAGCGGCUGUGGCGGCGUGCAAUGGCCUCGGGGGCGUGGCGGGGAGUUAUAUCGUGAGACAGCAGGAAGCGCCACGUUAUCCGACUGCUGUGUGGGUGUCUGUUGGCUCGCACAUUCUUAUGAUUGGGAUUGUGGGUGUGUUCACGGUGUACUUUUUUCUGUGUAAUCGCAGGGCAAAUAGAGGAGAAACGGCAACAUUCAAGUAUACUUAUUGA